AUGUCGAAUUCAUGUGUUGGACUAAAUGAUUUACCUGAUGAAAUUCUUAUGAUUAUUUUCAAAAAACUCAACACCAUUGAUGUACUUUAUUCUUUACACGGUUCCAAUCAACGACUACAUAAAAUUGUUUAUGAUCCAAUUUUUACAAGUUAUUUAACAUUUGUCAAACGGUUUUCACAUAAUUUUAUCAAUCUAAUUUGCUCUGAUAUGAUGCUUAAUCGAUUUUGUUCACAAAUUUUACCUGAAAUUCAUGAUAAAAUCAAAUGGCUGAAUCUUGAAUCAUCAUCUAUGAAACAUGUUUUAUGUACUGCUGAUUAUCCUAAUUUAUAUGGUCUUGGUCUUUAUAAUAUUGAUGAAGAGUCAAUUCGAUGCCUUUUUACUGAGGCAAAACAAGUUCUAUGUCAUAUUUACUCAUAUUCAUCUCCAAUGCAAUAUUACAGUUAUAUUACAAAUAAUUUUCCUGAUGGAUUAUUCAAAUAUGUACGUGUAGUGUCAUUAUUCGAUGAACAUCCUUUUGAACAUGAAUUUUUUCUUCGAAUUCAGAAAUCAUUUCCAUUUAUGGAACGAUUAUGUGUGAUUAAUCAUAAAUCACAAAAUCACAAACAAUCUUAUGAAUCAAACAAUGACAAUCGAAUUUCAUCUGUUAUUGAAUAUUCUUUUCUUAGUGAACUUGAUAUUGACGAUGUCCAUGAUGAUUAUAUAGAACAAUUUCUAUUUGAUACUAAAACGUAUUUGCAAAGUAAUGUUCUUCUUUAUAUCAAUUAUGAAUCUUUAAAACGGUUAACACACAAUUUCAAAAGAGAUGCUACACGAAUUAAUUGUGCCAAAGUAAAUGAACUAAAAUUUCGUAGCGGAGCAAAAUGUCCGAAUUCUUCUUUACAAGAAUAUUUUCCUAAUGCAAAAAUAUAUUAUCGAGGAAUAUUUUGA
Molecule: messenger RNA, 927 nt
Organism: Rotaria sordida
Lineage: Eukaryota; Metazoa; Rotifera; Eurotatoria; Philodinida; Philodinidae
Source: the annotation of a GenBank genome assembly